AUGGCGACCAUUGUGAUGGAGAGUAUUGGCCGAGUGUUCAUCAGUCUGCAGCAGAUCCGACAGGUUCCUCGGAUGCUGAGAGAGGCUGCCCCCUCCAUGCCCAGCACUGUCAGGGACAUCGAGGUUCCCCCUUUCUUCAGGGAGCGCUUCAUCUGCACGGGUUACAGACCGCUCGACCAGAGCUGGCGGUACUACUUCCUGUCUUUGUUCCAGCGCCACAAUGAGACUAUCAACAUUUGGACUCACCUGCUGGCGUUUUUUCUGUUUCUGGUUAAAUUACGUGACCUCGCCAAUACCGUGGACUUUAUUUCCGAUCCUCACUCCUGGCCCCUGUUAAUCCUCAUCAUGUCUUCUCUGACUUACUCAGUCUUCAGCGUGACAGCUCACCUACUGGGGGGCAGGUCUGAACUGUGUCACUACAGCUUCUACUUUCUGGACUACGUUGGGGUGGCACAGUAUCAGUACGGCAGUGCUGUGGUUCACUUUUACUAUGUUGUGGACGAGAGCUUACACAGCAGCGUGUGUGGACUAUUCAUGCCCACUGCUGCUGCCCUCAGCUUCCUGUCCUGCCUGGGAUGCUGCUAUGGAAAAUAUAGCAGCCACAGUUUAUCAUCGGGGGUGCGUAAGGUGUGUCAGGUGGUCCCCUCAGCGCUUGCCUACAUCUGGGACAGCAGUCCUGUGGCCAAAAGACUCUUAUCAGGUUCGAACAAUGACCCGGCCAUUGCCUACCAUUUUGGUCAGGUGGGGUUCUUUCUUAGCUGUGCCUUCUUCUUCACCUUCCCUCUGCUGGAGCGCUACCUUCCUGGACGGUGUGACUUUGUGGGACAAAGUCAUCAGGUGUUCCAUGUAUUACUGUCCUGUUGCACCUUCUGUCAGAUCAACGCCUCUUACCUGUCAGGGUUUGAUGGUCAGGAACGAACCCAGUAG
Messenger RNA from Nematolebias whitei (Rio pearlfish), 927 nucleotides. RefSeq names its product membrane progestin receptor alpha-like. The record is from RefSeq and is a predicted model, not a curated record. Lineage: Eukaryota; Metazoa; Chordata; Actinopteri; Cyprinodontiformes; Rivulidae. The transcript is spliced from 2 exons. Gene Ontology annotation, cellular component: plasma membrane. Gene Ontology annotation, biological process: response to steroid hormone. The coding region runs from base 1 to 927 and encodes 308 amino acids. Gene Ontology annotation, molecular function: nuclear steroid receptor activity; steroid binding.